GCUAAAGAAAUACUGAGCCCCGGGGAGUCUCCUAACAACUCUACAUCCAGUACCACAGUGACAGUGACGGUAAUAGAUGUGGACGAUAAUGUCCCCACCUUCAAUCAGUCUUAUUACGAGGCGUACGUGGAGGAAGACGUGUCAAGCAUUCCCCUGACCAUCGUGGGGUCCGUCGGCAUAGAUGUUUUUGAUCUAGAUCAGGGAUCGAACAGUGAGUUCAGCCUAACAGUUAAUUAUGCAAAUGGAACGAAUUGUGUUGGUGUUGAAGCCACACCCUCGAGUAUUAUCUCCCGAGCUACCUUCUUACUGAGACUCGUUAACGGUUAUAGAUUUGACUACGAAACAGAGCAGAGCGUUGGACUGCGUGUCGUAGCCAGGGGGAAGGUUAACAGUAGCAUGUCUGCUACAUGUACAGUAACUGUGAAUAUCAGCAAUACAAACGACAAUGAUCCAACGUUCAAUCAGACCGAUUACACCGCCACCAUCCCAGAAAAUCCGGAAACUGGAACGUCAGUUACCGUUAUUACGGCGGAAGACAAGGACCUUGGAGAAUACGGGGAAUUGAAUUAUACACUCAAGGGCUCUUCUCUAUUUGAUAUCAAUCACGAACACGGUACGAUUUACACGACCGGAAAUCCUCACGACCUUGACAGAGAGACUCGCGACACGUAUUAUCUGACGGUGGUAGCUACUGACGGAGGAGACAAGAGGGCGGUGGUCUCAUUAACAGUUACUCUCUCCGACGUUAACGACAAUAGACCUGAAUUUCUAUAUGAUACAGUGGAGAUGUCGAUUAACGAAAAUACGAAGAAAUUUACGCCAAAUAUACUGAUCAAGGCAAAUGACGCCGAUGAGAGCGGUACAAAUAAUAGUGAUGUGUGGUACAAACUACACAUACCAGACACAAAUCUUCAGAGUAAUUUUACUAUCAACGACAUCACUGGCGAGCUUAUCGCUGAAUAUCCUCUCGACUAUGAAAACCUCACACCUCCGUCAGAAGAUGGACAGAUACAACUGAUCGUCAUCGCAGAAGACCGGGGGAUACCGCCUCUAUACAGUAACAUAACUGUUACAAUCAACGUCCAUGAUGAAAAUGAUAAUACCCCGAAGUUUGUACAGAAUACCUAUGCUGCAAGUAUACCUGAAAACUCAUUACAAG
Molecule: messenger RNA, 1159 nt
Organism: Pecten maximus
Lineage: Eukaryota; Metazoa; Mollusca; Bivalvia; Pectinida; Pectinidae
Product: protocadherin-like wing polarity protein stan
Biological process (GO): homophilic cell-cell adhesion
Cellular component (GO): plasma membrane
Molecular function (GO): calcium ion binding
Source: RefSeq, a predicted model, not a curated record